UUUGCUAAAAGAGUUUCCUGUCUUAGAAGAGCUUAUUGCUUCCCUUUGAACAUAGGAGUUAAGAAAAGGAUACCAUGAGAAAUGUACAGUGAAGACACAGCUUAAGAAUUUUUGUUGUUCGAGUUCCAUAUGUCAAAUUCCCAGAACUUCACAUCUUCCAUCAUUUUCCUGCUAACUGGUGUUCCUGGGCUGGAAGCCUUCCACACCUGGAUCUCCAUUCCCUUCUGCUUUCUCUAUGCAACUGCCCUCUCAGGGAACAGCCUGAUUCUCUUCGUCAUUACCACACAGCCCAGUCUCCACGAACCCAUGUAUUAUUUCCUCUCCAUGCUGUCCACCACUGACCUUGGGCUGUCCAUAUCCACAUUGGUCACCAUGCUGGGUAUAUUCUGGUUCAAUGCCAGGGAGAUCAACUUCAAUGCCUGCUUGUCACAGAUGUUCUUCAUUCAGCUCUUCACUGUCAUGGAAUCCUCGGUGCUGUUGGCUAUGGCUUUUGAUCGUUUUGUGGCCAUCUCUAAUCCCCUUAGGUACGCCACUAUUUUAACACACUAUAGAAUAGCUCAAAUUGGAGUGGCAAUUGUCAUCAGGGGGACACUAGUACAGGCUCCUCUUGUAGUACUUCUUAAAAGACUGUCCUAUUGCCGUAGCCAUGUGCUCCUCCACUCCUAUUGCUUCCACCCUGAUGUGAUGAAGCUCUCAUGCACAGACACCAGGAUCAACAGUGCAGUUGGGCUGACUGCCCUAAUUACCACUGCUGGUGUGGACUCGGUCUUCAUUGUGCUCUCCUAUGUUUUGAUCAUUAGGACUGUCCUCAGCAUUGCUUCUCCUGAAGAGAGGAGGAAAGCCUUCAGCACGUGUGUCUCCCACAUUGGGGCUGUGGCUGUGUUCUACAUUCCAUUGAUCAGUCUGUCCUUUGUGCACAGAUUUGGGAAAGGAGCCCCACCAUAUGUACAUACACUGAUUGCCAAUGCCUACCUGUUGAUCCCUCCUGUAAUGAACCCCAUCAUCUACAGUGUGAAGACCAAACAGAUACGCAAGGCUGUGCUAAAAGUUCUCCAUUCAAGGGUGACAAAGACCUAG
Sciurus carolinensis (gray squirrel) is the source of this 1077-nucleotide messenger RNA. Its product is annotated as olfactory receptor 51F2-like. Gene Ontology annotation, molecular function: olfactory receptor activity; G protein-coupled receptor activity. Gene Ontology annotation, biological process: G protein-coupled receptor signaling pathway. Gene Ontology annotation, cellular component: membrane. The transcript is spliced from 2 exons. Lineage: Eukaryota; Metazoa; Chordata; Mammalia; Rodentia; Sciuridae. The record is from RefSeq and is a predicted model, not a curated record. Bases 130 to 1077 code for a protein of 315 amino acids.